AUGUUUGCUAAAGUGCUAACACUUUUCGCGGUGGUAUCAGCCUGUCAGGCGAUCUUCCCGUUCCACCACCACCAUCACCACCACCCAGCGAUCUCCCACCAGGAGUUGCAGAAGCACGACGGGCCGCACCACCCGAUACCUAUCCAUCACCACCACGAACCGAUAGUUCCGAUCCCGAUUCACCACCACGUGCCGAUUCUUCAUCACCACGUACCUGAGCCUAUUAUUCACCAUAUACCACACCAUGAUCACUAUGCAUUCCCCGAGUACAAAUUCGCGUACUCCGUCCACGACCACCACACUGGUGACGUGAAGUCUCAACACGAGCUGCGCCAUGGAGACAUCGUGAAGGGAGGGUACGAGCUCGUCGAGCCUGACGGCAGGUACAGGAAGGUGGAGUACAAGGCUGAUGACCACACCGGUUUCAACGCCAUCGUUCACCACUCGUCGCCUCACCAUCAUGUUCAUCAUUCUCAUCACCACAUCUGAGCGUGAUGACGUCACUGCGACCAGAACUGACUGCUGCUCAAACAAGACUGACUGUAUGCUUGCCGUAUUGAUACAUGUAGAAUGCUUU
Helicoverpa zea (corn earworm) is the source of this 577-nucleotide messenger RNA. RefSeq names its product cuticle protein 8-like (gene CPR82). Lineage: Eukaryota; Metazoa; Arthropoda; Insecta; Lepidoptera; Noctuidae. The coding region runs from base 1 to 489 and encodes 162 amino acids. The record is from RefSeq and is a predicted model, not a curated record. Gene Ontology annotation, cellular component: extracellular matrix. The transcript is spliced from 4 exons.